Molecule: messenger RNA, 906 nt
Organism: Ramularia collo-cygni
Lineage: Eukaryota; Fungi; Ascomycota; Dothideomycetes; Mycosphaerellales; Mycosphaerellaceae
Exons: 2
Coding region: 1-906 (301 amino acids)
Source: RefSeq, a predicted model, not a curated record
AUGUGGCAUUUCCGAGUCCUACGAGGAGCAUUCUUCCAAAUCUAUCGACAACCUAAACAAAUACCUCCCAAACACCUCUUCGCACCUCUUGUAACAGAAUCGUACAACACCCCCUACGACUGCGACUACAACAUUCACAAAUCCAACUCCACCUACUUCGCCGACCUCGACGUCUCCCGCGCCCACCACGUAAGCGCCAUCAUCCGUACCGGCCUUGCUAGACUAAACGCAGGCGAUCAAGACGGCCUUCCAGAUUCCACGAAGCAAGCAAAGGGAAGCUAUGUAGUAGCUCUGGGUGCCGUAAACUGUUACUUCCAACGUCAAAUCGAACCUCUUCAAAGAUUCGAAAUUUUCACACGAGUGCAGAGUUGGGACCGGAAAUGGUUGUAUGUUGUGUCGCAUAUUGUCAAAAAGGGAGCGAUCAAACCGGAUUCAUAUGUUUUGCAACCCUGGAAGAAUAAGAAGGGAGGUGCUGCGGUGGCGAAGAAGAGAGAGGAGGAGGAUCUCACAAAGUAUAUCUUUGCGACUAGUUUGUCGAGAUACGUUUUUAAGAAGGGGAGGCUCACAAUCAACCCGGAGAUUAUUCUGGAGAGGUCGAGAUUAUUGCCCCCGAGACCCGAGGGUGUUGGAUAUCCGCCACGGACAGAGGCGUCAGGUACUGGGACUCCAGGCACCCCAGCAACUCCAGCCCGGGGUGGUGAGGCGGAGAAUAUGAGUAAUGAGUUGAGAUCUAGACUGGCUGGGGUGAGCAAGGGUGCUGGAGGUGACGAUGAUUGGACGUGGGAUGACAUGGAGAAGGAGCGUUUAAGAGGAUUGGAAUUGGCGAAUCACUUUGAAGCUCUCAGUGGUGUACAUGGCGAACUUCGAGGCGGCGAUGUCUUGGGCAAAUUCGGGGAUUAUUGGUGA